Messenger RNA from Menidia menidia (Atlantic silverside), 1501 nucleotides. The record is from the annotation of a GenBank genome assembly. Lineage: Eukaryota; Metazoa; Chordata; Actinopteri; Atheriniformes; Atherinopsidae.
AUGGUCUGUGUGUCCCGUCAGGAAGCGCACAUGGAGGCGGGAGCGGCCAUGGCGCUGUCUCAGCUCCUCGUCUUCCUCACGGCUCGGCUCUGCUGCGCCUCCCCGCCGGCGGCGGGUCCCGUCCUGCAGGAGCGGCCCUUCGUGGUGGUGUGGAACAUGCCCACGGCCAACUGUCAGAGGCGCCACGCCGUCCGGCUGGACCUGGAGCCAUACGGGAUCCUGGAGAACAAGAGGCAGCACUUCCAGGGACAGAAAAUGACCAUCUUCUAUCGGGACCGUUUGGGGGCGUAUCCGUACCUCUCCCGGGACGGCCGGACGGUGAACGGAGGCCUCCCCCAGCGGGCCGACCUGGCCGCCCACCUGGCCCUGGCGGAGUCGCAGAUCUCCGUCCCGCUGCGGCCGAACUUCUCCGGCCUGGCGGUCAUCGACUGGGAGGAGUGGCAGCCCCUCUGGGCCGGCAACUUCGGGUCAAAGAUGAAAUACCGCAGGCUGUCCAAACGGCUGGUGAGGCGGGAGAGGCCGGAUCUGACCGAGACGGCCGUGAAGUCUCUGGCAAAGCGGGCUUUUGAGGAGGGCGCCCGCAGGUUUCUGGAGGAGACGCUGCGCCUCGCCGUCAGACGCCGCCCCAAAGGAUUCUGGGGCUUUUAUGGGUUCCCCUUCUGCUUUAACAAAAACAAGAGAAAGACAGAUAAAAUCUACACAGGGCGCUGCCACAAGGGGACCAGGCAGCAAAACGACCAACUGUCCUGGCUUUGGGAUCAGUCCACAGCUCUUUACCCGAGCAUCUACCUGCCCCCCGGGCUGGCGGGGUCCGAGGAUGCAGCUCUGAUGGUCAGACACCGACUUCUGGAGGCAUUGAGGGUGGCGUCGCUUUAUCGCCAUGGCAACAGCACCGCUCAUGCCACCCCCGUCCUUCCUUAUGCCCGGCUGGCGUUCACACACACUCUCAACUUUCUCAAUAAGACGGACCUGGAGCACACACUGGGGGAGGCCGCAUCACUGGGGGCAGCCGGAGUCGUGCUGUGGGGGGAGCUGAAAUUUGCCAAAUCCAGGAAGCAGUGCCUUCUCCUCAGAGACUACGUCCGCAGCGUUCUGGGCCCCUUCGUCCAGUCCCUCCGGUCAGACGCGCAGCGCUGCAGCCGGCAGCUUUGCCAUGGCAACGGGCGCUGCACCAGGCGGCGCCCCGGCUCCGGGCGCCGGCUGGCCCUGACCUCUGACCCACGAGAGAUCACCCAGCCCGCCGGCAGCGGGUAUUUUCGCAAACACUUCGCAUGUCUGUGCUACCCGGGCUGGGGUGGACAGCGGUGUCAGGGGAAGACGGACGGGAGCAGACAGAGGGACGAUUAGCCGGACCUCUCUGACCAGCGCUGUCAGUCAGAAUUAAGGGUCAGGCACACUUCCAGAGCACCCGGCUGCCCCUGGCUGGGAUAUUAAAACAAUCCUGAGUAAAUCCGUGUGAAUCUGUGUGUUUAUACAUUACACAUUUGAAAAAAUAAAGAAA